This is a messenger RNA of Cordyceps fumosorosea ARSEF 2679, 1917 nucleotides long. RefSeq names its product Cyclin-like F-box. Gene Ontology annotation, molecular function: protein binding. The transcript has a single exon. Lineage: Eukaryota; Fungi; Ascomycota; Sordariomycetes; Hypocreales; Cordycipitaceae. Bases 1 to 1917 code for a protein of 638 amino acids. The record is from RefSeq and is a predicted model, not a curated record.
AUGGACGCCUUGACAGACUUGGCGUCGUUGCGCCUCGACAGUCAGGCCAGGCUCGACAACCUGCCCAUCGGCGUCUUGCGCGCCAUCUUCCAGCAUCUCAACACGGCCCAGAGCCUGGCACGGCUGGCGAGAGCAUCAAAAGCCCUCAGAGAAAUUGUUGAGCAUCACGGAUGGAACGUCUUUGUGCGGACCCAUUUCGGAUACCUCGACCUGCCGCCUGGCAACUGGAAGACGGUCGCCAAGCCCCUGACAUGGCAGACCCGAGCGUGGGAGCGGAGGGCGCUGCUGCUAUCCUCGCUGGUAUCGUCGAAGAAGCUCGCGUCUCCGAGUAACCGAGGCCGAGGCGUGCGCGGUGGACGUGCCGCCCGCCCUGCCCAGACAUUCCCACCCAGCCUCUUCGUGGACGCCGCCUCACACAUGAAGGGCAAGAAUGAGGAGGAGCUGGUCGCCUGGGGCAUAGGCGAGGACGUGGUGGUACGCUGGCGAGAGCUGCGAUUUUCGGCACCCAAGAAGGAGAAGUGGACAAACAUUAUCGGCCAGAUGGCGGGAUUCAAGGCCGGCCAGGACGACGUCUCGGCGCUGUCUCUCGUCAAGGACGGCGAGAUGGGUAAAGCAUUGAUGAUGCUCGUUGGUAGAGCUAGCGGAUACCUGCAGCUGGUAUCAACUCACCAUACAGACACGGGGAGAACCAUUGCGUGGCUCCAGCCAGAGUCUACUGAAGACGAGCCAUCUGGCGGCCAAAACGACAUUCAGCAUAUUGCUGUCAACAUGGUCCAAUCGUCCGCCACGGUCGCCACCAAGGGCAGUGUACUAUUCUACCCGCUACCUGAACAAUGGCCUGACCCAGAUGACCUGGAGUUGGACGACAACGGGAAUCCGGCGGAACUUCUCAUUCACCCUGUUGAGAGAUAUGACAUGAAAGCGAUGGACGGGUCUGCAGCCUUUCGGCAGAUUCGUCAUGUCGGCCACAUGCACAACGGAGAUGUAGCCUUGGCACUGAGCGGCACUGCAGAGCCUUUGCGGUUCCUCUCCAGGACUCCCCCAGGAGUGGCCGUGACCAAUGCGGCGAAAAUGCAGGCCUCGUCCCGCUGCACCGACUCAUACAAUUACACCGACCGACAGCUGCAGACGUCGCGAUGCGUACUGCCUCUCGAUGCGGCCUCCGCCCCGGGCGGCUCCGGAUACACGGUUCUCAGCUCGUACGACGAUGGCACAAUCAGACUGCAAGACAUGCGCACGCCGUCUGCGAUCGACACCAUCUACCAGGACCACUUCGAGCUCACCACUCCCACCGGCCCGCUCCUCGCAGACGGCUUACAGCGGUUCAUUGCCGGAAGCGCCCGCACCUCGGUGGUCAAGAUCUUCGACUAUCGAUGGCCAAAAAGCUAUCACUACACCGACGCGAUGCCCUGCAGCCAAGAUCCACUCGGGCCGGCCCCGAAGCCGCUGACCUGGACGGCCGCGCCGCAGGGAACUCGGCGAGCACGCUGCUGCUACCUGACUGGCGCCGAGUGCGACCGCCACAUGCUGGCCAAGACGGACUUUUACCGGCCCAACUGCAACGUCUACCUUCCCAACAUUUAUCAGGACGCGUCGCCGGUAUACUCCCUAGCAAGGGCAUCGCCGACGUCGCCGAGCGUCUACGCGGGCCUGUCCGGCGAACUUGUCACCGUGAGCCUGCGCGACCAGGUGGCGGCCGAGAAGGAAGCCGUCUUCAUGCGGAGGAGGGAGAGAAAGUCGCUGGCCGGGUACUCAUACCACGAGUCGCUGACGAGCCUCGUCGAGACGGGUGACGGCAUCGCGUUGAGGGAUAUUAGCGACAGUCAGCGCGUACCGGCUGUCCGUAAGCAUGGGCGGGACCCUGCUCAGGUGGCAGCACGGGAGGAGUUCAGUCGCUUGGAUGAGUGGCUCAUGUAA